Metopolophium dirhodum (rose-grain aphid) is the source of this 545-nucleotide messenger RNA. RefSeq lists its product as uncharacterized. The coding region runs from base 1 to 444 and encodes 147 amino acids. The record is from RefSeq and is a predicted model, not a curated record. NCBI's taxonomy places the organism in Eukaryota, Metazoa, Arthropoda, Insecta, Hemiptera, Aphididae. The transcript is spliced from 8 exons.
AUGAUAGGAGUGGUUCACCAGCACCAUGCCUGUCAAGGAUAUAAAGAAGUGCAUUGUGGUCUAAGGACUCAAACACCUUGGAAAAGUCUGUAUAUAUCACAUCAACCUGAUUACCCAAAUCAAAAGCCGUGGAAAGAACCCAUGUUUGUCAAUAGAAAUGGUGAUAUACCCUAUGAAUACAGCACUAUUCCUACUUGGCAAAAUACUGUAGGUAACAUUUUAAUACCAUUAUGUAAUUAUAUACACAGCCAUGAAGAAAAUAAAAAAGAAGAUAAUAAAGGACCCAAAUAUAUUCUUAAUGAUUUAUUAUCAACAUGUGAAACUCUAAACAAAUAUCAAGAAAAUAAUAUGACAGAUAAUAAAGAUUAUCAACAUAUUAUAGACCAUUUUUAUGAACCUCAAGAACCAGAUCCAUUUUGCUAUAAAUACAGCGAAGAGAAAUGACUCUGAGUUUAUUAAAAACAUGGUAUGUAAACAAUAUAUUACAUUAUUACAUAAUGUUUAACGAAAAGUUGAUAAAUGUUAAGCUUGUGUUCAAUUGUAUU